This is a messenger RNA of Dromaius novaehollandiae (emu), 980 nucleotides long. It is a transcript of the gene NHLH2, whose product is annotated as nescient helix-loop-helix 2. Gene Ontology annotation, molecular function: DNA-binding transcription factor activity, RNA polymerase II-specific; RNA polymerase II cis-regulatory region sequence-specific DNA binding; protein dimerization activity. Gene Ontology annotation, biological process: regulation of transcription by RNA polymerase II. NCBI's taxonomy places the organism in Eukaryota, Metazoa, Chordata, Aves, Casuariiformes, Dromaiidae. The transcript is spliced from 2 exons. The record is from RefSeq and is a predicted model, not a curated record. Bases 502 to 969 code for a protein of 155 amino acids.
GGAGAGGGAGUAAUCCCGGCUGGUGCUAUCUCCGCAUCUCUUUUGUUAUUUAUCGCGAAGAGGAGGAAGAAGAGAAGGGGAGACGGCACUUUCCAGCACGGUUUUUUUUCCCCCUAAUUCCGACUCGUAACAGCUGCCGGUAUAUUCUGGAUCCCUGCCCCGAAUUAGCGGGCGGAGACAGACUUUGAUGGGGAAACGCUUUUUCUCCCCGAUGCAUCGUAAGUAACUUAAGUUGUUAUUUAUACUCCGCAAACAAACACUGCGAUAACAUCUCCCAUCUCUGGAGCGCUGGAGGCCGCGGCGAGGGAUGAGACCUGCCUUUCCCCAUCUGAGCAGGACACUUUUCCGCUUCUAAUUCAUUUGAUUUAGAUUUUUUUAAUUUUUCCAUGCUCCGCUCCCGGAGUUGCAUUUGAACUGUGAAGGAAUCGCCGAGGGGGCGAGGGGACCUGGAAAGAGAGGCUGUCCAAACGACUCCAUCGAGGCUCCUCCGCCCCCGCCAAGAUGAUGCUUAGCCCGGACCAAGCUGCCGACUCCGACCACCCCUCCUCGGCGCCCUCGGACCCGGAGUCCCUGGGCGGCGCGGACGCCCAGGCGCUGAGCUGCUGCGUCUCCGACCCGGAGCCCGCCGAGGGCGGCGGCGGCGGCGAGGGCCGGGGCGGCGGCGGCGGCGGCGGCGGCGGCGGCGGCGGCGGCGGCGGCGGCGGGGAUGGCCGGGGCGGGGGCCGGCCCGGGCUGCACCCGCCGCCGCUGAGCCGCGAGGAGAAGCGGCGGCGGCGGCGCGCCACGGCCAAGUACCGCUCGGCGCACGCCACGCGCGAGCGGAUCCGCGUGGAGGCCUUCAACCUGGCCUUCGCCGAGCUGCGCAAGCUGCUGCCCACGCUGCCGCCCGACAAGAAGCUCUCCAAGAUCGAGAUCCUGCGCCUCGCCAUCUGCUACAUCUCCUAUCUCAACCACGUGCUGGACGUCUAGCGCCGCGCACC